CUCAAUCAAACUCUUCCCUUCCCAACAAUCUUUACUGGCCAGUGGGGACCUGUUUCAGGAAAUUUAUGCAAAAGUAGACAUUUUAUUCAUAUGAAAACUAAUGAAAAGACACAAAGAAAAUCAAUAAUGGAACCUUGAAUCAAUUAUUGAACUUUUCACUGUGCCUUUCAUAAUUCCCAAUACAUCAGCUACAGCUACUUAAGCACUUGCUACCACUGCAUUCUACUCACAGUUCUUCCUGUUUACUUCAACACUCCAAAAUUCAAUCUUCUUAUUUUUCAUCUCUUUCAUUGCUGAAAAAAUGGCUGAGGCCUUGCUUGGAUUUGUGUUAGAGAAUUUGUCAUCUCUGCUUCAAAAUGAAUUUUCCACCAUUUUCGGAAUCAAGUCAAAGGCUGAAAAGCUAUCAACCACCUUAGAUCUCAUCAAGGCUGUUCUUGAAGAUGCUGAGCAGAAACAAGUCACUGACCGCUCUGUUAAGGUAUGGCUGCAACAACUCAAAGAUGCUGUAUAUGUGCUAGAUGAUAUCCUUGAUGAAUGUUCCAUUCAAUCUACCCGGCUGAGGGGUAUCAAUCCAACGAAUUUAGUUUUUCGUCGUGACAUAGGCAAGAGGUUGAAAGAAAUUACAAGGAGAUUAGACGAUCUUGCUGAUAGUAAAAGCAAAUUUAUUCCUCGAGAGGGUAUUACUAUUAGGGAAAGCUCAAUUGAAGUACCUGAAUGGCGCCAAACCAGCUCUUUUAUCGCGGAACCUAAAGUUUUUGGACGAGAAGAUGAUAAAGAGAAGAUUGUUGAGUUUCUUCUCACCCAAGCGAAGGACUCUGACUCUCUUUCCAUCUAUCCCAUUGUUGGCUUAGGCGGUGUUGGAAAAACAACUCUUGCUCAAUUGGUCUACAAUGAUGUUAGGGUGACUGUCAAUUUUAAUACAAAAAUUUGGGUUUGCGUUUCUGAGGCAUUUUCGGUCAAGAGGAUUCUAUGUUCCAUUAUAGAAUCUAUCACAUCUGAGAAGUGUGAUUCUUUAUCUUUAGAUGCAAUACAACUAAAGGUGCAAGGUUUGUUGCAGGGUAAAAGAUACUUUCUAAUUUUAGAUGAUGUAUGGAACAAAACUCAACAAAUAGAGUCUGGAUUAAGCCAAGAGAAAUGGAAUAAGUUGAAAUCUGUGUUGUUGUGUGGAUCUAGAGGUUCUUCCAUUUUAGUUUCCACUCGAGAUGAGGAUGUUGCGGAAAUUGUGAGAACAUGCCAAACUUAUCAUUUGUCUGGUCUCCCAGAAAAUGAAUGUUGGUUGUUGUUCAAACAAUAUGCAUUUGAGCACAACAGAGAAGAACGCCCAGAACUUGUGGCAAUAGGUAAGGAGAUAGUAAAGAAAUGCGGUGGAUUGCCUCUUGCGGCACAAGCAUUGGGAGGUCUGAUGCGAUCUAGGAGGGGAGAAAAAGAAUGGCUUGAAGUAAAAGAGAGCAGAAUUUGGGAUUUAACACAUGAGAAUUCAAUCUUGCCUGUCUUGAGUUUGAGCUACUUUCAUUUAACUCCGACCUUAAAGCAGUGUUUUUCUUUUUGUGCAAUAUUUCCCAAAGAUAGCUUAAUCAUGAAAGAAGAACUGAUUCAUCUUUGGUUGGCUAAUGGAUUUAUUUCAUCUAGAGAAAAUUUGGAGGUCGAAGAUGUUGGCUGCAUGAUUUGGAAUGAAUUGUGUCAAAAAUCAUUCUUUCAAGACAUCAAGAUUGAUGCAUAUUCUGGAGACAUUUCAUUCAAGAUGCAUGAUCUUGUCCACGAUCUUGCUCAGUCGAUAAUGGGGGAAGAAUGUGUGAUUUUUGAGAAUGAAAAUGUGGCUAAUUUGUCAAAAAGUACACAUCAUAUUAGUUUUAGUUUUCGCUCUGCUCGCCAUUUAUCAGUCUAUGAGAAUUCUUUGAAAAAAGUAGAAUCCUUACGCACACUGUUUGAAUUGGAUCAUUGUUAUCUUGAACACACCAAUUACUUCCCAGCGAACUGUUCUCUUCGGGUUUUAUGCAUCUCCCCUUCCCAUGUAUCAUCACUCGGAAGCUUAAUUCAUUUGAGGUAUUUGGAAUUUUACGGUCUUGAAAUUAGCAACAUCCCUGACUCAAUUUACAACUUACGUAAAUUGGAAAUCUUGAAAUUAAAAAGUCUUGCAAAACUGAUAUGUCUACCGAAACGUUUGGCUUGUUUACAAUAUCUUAGGCAUCUUGUCGUUGAACGUUGUGAUUCACUUUCUCAAUUGUUUCCCGACGUUGGGAAAUUAACUUUCCUAAGAACAUUAAGUGUAUACAUGGUUCGUUUAAAGAGAGGACAAAGCUUGACAGAACUACGUGAUCUAAACCUCAGAGGAAAACUGAAAAUCAAAGGGUUAAAAGAUGUUGGUAGUUUAUCUGAUGCUCAAGAUGCCAAUUUGACAGCUAAAAAAGAACUCCAGGAAGUAUGCAUGUCAUGGAACAUCAAUGAUGAAAUCACCGAGAUCCCGAGUUUUAGUUCCGAGCAAGUACUAGAAGGGCUUCAACCUCACACAAAUCUCAAAAGCUUGAAGAUACGUUACUAUAACGGAUUAUGUUUCCCAAGUUGGAUCCAAACUCUAACUAGUUUAGUUUCUCUGGAACUUAAGGGUUGCAACAAGUGUGUGCGACUUUCACCACUUGGAAAACUACCAUCUCUUAAGAAACUCCGACUAUGUGAUAUGAAUAAUGUGAAAUUUGUGGAUGAUAAUGAUGAUGAUGGUGACGAAUCUCACGACAGUAUGGACUUGAAGAUUUUCCCAUCUCUUGAGGAACUCAUAUUAAAAAAAUUACCAGGACUGGAGAGGUUGUUGAAAGUGGAAAGAGGGGAGAUGUUUCCUUGUCUUUCUAUUUUAAAAAUUUCCUAUUGCUUUCAACUUAGAUGGCCAUGUCUUCCAUAUGUUAAAGACCUCGAAGUAUAUGGAUGCAACAAUGAGUCACUGAGUUCAAUCUCUAGCUUCUAUGGUCUUACUACCCUUUACCUUGCUGAAGGUCCAGGAAUAACAUCCUUUCCAGAGGGGAUGUUCAGAAAGCUUACUUGUCUUCAAACUCUAAUUGUAAAGUAUUUUGAGAACUUGAAGGAGUUACCAAAUGAACCCUUUAACCUUCCUUUGGAGCGUCUGUAUAUCAUUGAGUGCAAUGAGCUUGACUCUUUACCAGAAAAAUUUUGGGAAGGUCUGCAAUCCCUUCGAACUUUGACAAUUAGUAGUUGUAAAAAAUUGAGAUGCUUGCCGGAGGGUAUUCGACACCUCACUUCUCUAGAGGUUCUGAGUAUUUAUGGAUGUCCAACAUUAAAGGGGCGAUGCAAGAAGGAAACAGGGGAGGACUGGAACAAGAUAGCGCAUAUUCCAUAUAUAAGGUUUUCCAUUUUUUCUUAGUAUGAGUUAACUAUGACACUUUGUUGUUUUGUUUUCGUUCGAAAAUGUUUUGUUUGAGUGAUGUCAAAUGUUUGGAUAUAAGAAGGAUAUAUGAUUUGUUUGUUAUUAUAUCUUAAUUUUUUUCUUCAUAUUUUAAAACUUUGAUAGUAAUAUUUUAUUA
This is a messenger RNA of Vicia villosa (hairy vetch), 3530 nucleotides long. Its product is annotated as putative disease resistance protein RGA1. Bases 302 to 3370 code for a protein of 1022 amino acids. Gene Ontology annotation, biological process: defense response to other organism. The transcript has a single exon. Gene Ontology annotation, molecular function: ADP binding. NCBI's taxonomy places the organism in Eukaryota, Viridiplantae, Streptophyta, Magnoliopsida, Fabales, Fabaceae. The record is from RefSeq and is a predicted model, not a curated record.